AUGCGCUACGAGAACUGGGAUGUGCUACUCUUCUCCGCCGAAUCCAAGGCUCCGAUUCAGGAAUUCAAAACCCAGUGCUUUGUCACAAAGGACCUCGAUUCGCCUUAUCUCAAAUAUCACUCGACGUUCGGUGCAGCAAAUACCUACUUCUAUCCUCACCUUGGCAAUGUCGGCCAGCUACCAAUUCUUACAACUUUCAUCCCCAGCGUACCCAAGGACACCGGGUUUCGAGUAUCGAUUCAUAAUUGGGAGAAGCCUCGGCCGAGCCGUCUGAUUGAAAGUGUCAUGCAACCGGAUGAUAUGUUGCUCUACGAGGCUAGGGUGUACGUUGACGGAGAUUGUGUCGGAGGCGGUAUAUUCUCGCAACGGGCGGAUUGGCCUUACCUUAUAAAUCUUAGUUCUCAAAUGGAUCGAGACGGCAAUCAAGACGUCCUGCGCUUCCCUCCAUUCCAUCCAGACAUCCUGGAACAACGGCACUGGGAUGCUGGUGAUUCGUACGGCAGAAUUAAGAUCGUUCUCGCAGAGGGUUUUUCCCGUCCCCAUCGCUCGCCGCCGUUCGAAAGAGUCAAAGACGUCGUUGUCCUUGCGUUCCAGCAUGCUCCACUGAAUAUCCUCGAGUAUUCAAACAUCGCCUGGCCAAACCCCAGCAUGUGGCAUCGUCCGCGCGCAUCAUUCAAAUACGGCUCAAUCUCGAUCGACAAAGACGCAGAGGGCCACGGCCAUAACACCCCUACCAAGGAAUCUCGUGUUCCUUUGCAGCCUAUCCACGGCCAGGUUGUUCCCAGAGCUGUGCCCCCGCCGACAUUCUAUACCAACUGGACUACGAGCAGUAUCUUUGACGCUCCAAUCUCCCACUGGCCUGCAUAUAAUCCAAACGAUCCUCGGUGGGAUAUCGGUCAGGAGAACGAUAUUUUUACCACUGAGCCUGAUCCUGCCUGGCGGUAUCGUGCCGCCCGUUCAUCCCGUGAAGAUUUACCAGCGGAUCCCACCUGGCAACACCGGGGUGCCCGUGCCUCCCGCGACGAUAUCCCGAUGCUCGACUACAGCUCUUCGAAUAGCCGUGCUAUAUCCAGUGUUACCGGGAUGAGUUUCGAACACAGCAAACAACCAAGCAUGGCAACUCUCAUGGACGAAGAAGAAUUCAGUGUCCUGCAGGAAUCGGUGACGCUCAGCAGCCCGAGUACCAUUGUGAAGAGCCGAAAGGAGAAGAUUAGCUCAAUUGGAAAGGGAAUCAGCAAAUGUGAUGAGAAUGAAAAUGGCAAAGGGACUGAGAAUGUGGUCGAAACCGCGAUUGAGAAGGUGGACAACAAGGUGACUCCCAAGAAGGUCUAA
This is a messenger RNA of Penicillium manginii, 1332 nucleotides long. RefSeq lists its product as uncharacterized. The transcript has 5 exons. The record is from RefSeq and is a predicted model, not a curated record. Bases 1 to 1332 code for a protein of 443 amino acids. Lineage: Eukaryota; Fungi; Ascomycota; Eurotiomycetes; Eurotiales; Aspergillaceae.